Messenger RNA from Cinara cedri, 31097 nucleotides. The record is from the annotation of a GenBank genome assembly. NCBI's taxonomy places the organism in Eukaryota, Metazoa, Arthropoda, Insecta, Hemiptera, Aphididae.
AUGGAAACGGACUUUAAUAAUGGAUUCGACCCGGCGGCGGCGAAGGUUGCAACUGGCGAACACCAUAACAAAGGAGAUGAAUGUGACGACAAACGAUCGCUCAAUCAGAACACGGUGCUACAAGACAGAAGUGACAAAUUGCAGAAUGGAGAAACCGAAAAAGUGGAUAGGGGCGACGAAGGGUAUGACGACUAUCUUGCCGAACUUUUGGACAACAUGGAUAAAGAACGAUCUAACGGUGGCAAAGACAUUGCCGGUGAACAACUGUUAUUGCCGUGUUCGGCGAAACGGGUUUCGAUCCAAGUGGAGACGUUGCCCUACAGCAGCAUCCGGUAUGAAGAAGUAGAAGAGGAUGGCGUGUCCACGACGACAAUCACACGGAAGCCCAAAAUCCCAGACGGCGGAUGGGGCUGGAUGGUGGUGUUUGCCUCAUUGAUGAUUUGCUUGAUCUCGGACGGCAUCAGUUUCUCGUUCGGUCUGCUGUACAUCGAAUUCCUUAAGGAGUUCAAGGAGAGCAAAUCCAAGACCGCGUGGAUUGGCUCUUUAUUCAUGGCCGUGCCACUGAUCCUGGGCCCGGUGGGCAGUGCCUUGGUCGACAAAUAUGGUUGCCGAAGAAUGACUAUUGUGGGUGGACUCAUUUCCGGCGUGGGAUUCAUCAUCUCAUCAUUCGCCAAGUCAAUCGAAAUGGUGUUCUUCACGUUCGGAUUCAUAUCUGGGCUAGGUCUAUGCUUGUGCUACGUGACGGCCGUCGUCAGUAUAGCUUAUUGGUUUGAUAAAAAACGGACACUGGCCACGGGGCUGGGCGCUUGCGGCACUGGUAUCGGUACGCUCCUGUACGCGCCCCUAACACAAUACUCGAUCACAGAAUACGGCUGGCGGGGCACCGUGCUGUUGUUGGCUGGCACGUUUUUCAACUUUUGCGUAUGCGGUGCCCUGAUGCGCGACCCCGACUGGCUGAUCGCUGAACAGAAGAAACCUCCAGCCACCGUAGCCGUGGCCUCGGUGGCUUCUAAGCCUUGGACCGACACCGAAGAAUCAAUCGUAGACCACUGUUCGGUGAUGUGCGUCUUAAACGAGAAGAACCCCGCCGCUGGCCCUGUCAAAGGAAGAUUGAAUUCCGAGAUGUUGGACAUACCGGAUAAUGAAAACUCGGAUAUCGCAUUAAUAAGGCGUUUGAUGACAUUAAAGCAGGCAUCCGAAAACCGUCAGACCGGAUUAAACAUCACGUUCCGCCGUCCAUCCGAAGUGUGCCACGAACAGGCCAACAGCAAUAACGGUUUCCGAUCGGUCAUUAAUUUGCCGACAUACGUCAAGCAAAAUGAAAAAGUACGUAUUUGUAGUACGUUACUAAUACCUUAGUAUCUAAGAGCAGUAGUAUAGGUAAUACUGUCGUAUAUGAUAAAAAUGCAAUUAAAAAGUUAAAAAAAAUAAAUAAAAAUGUUUUUUGAAAACUAUAAAUAUAAUUUAAGAUGAACCUCGUGAAAAAUUGUCAAGCAUUCUUGCUCGGUUAAAACAAUUUUAUCCACACAAAAUCAAAUAAAAACUAAAAUAACUAGAAAUGAUCAAAUACCUAUAAAAAGUUGAAAAGUCAUCAGAAUGUUUGCUUAAUUUUACCACGUCUAGAAAAAGCUAACAUAAGUAUUCUCUAAAAACGCCAUGCUUCUACGGAAUUUUAAUAAAAAAACGAAAUUAGAAACAAUGAAACCGUUAGUUCAGUAAAUUUUACCGUUUUUUCUUAAACUUUUUCUCAAUUAUUCAGAAAACUACAAGAAGAAUCAAAAAAUAACUUCCUUGAUAAACCAACUAGGCAAAAUUUUCUUUUAGAAGAGUUUUUUCACUUAAAAAUCGGAACAAAUUUCUUGGCAGAAAAGUUGUUAAUAGGAAGAAAAAAUUUCACAUCAUAGUAAAACGAAUACAUUCUGCCUAUAAUUUUCCUCCAAACGUUACAUAAUUAUUUUGGGUCAAGUCAAUUGUUUGAUAGAUUUGAGAAAUAGUUUUUACGAAUAACACACACGUCAUGGAAAUAUUUUACGAAAAAUCCGUAAUCCCAUUACUGGAAGAAUGUCUCCUCGUAAUGCGAUAGCAUUUAAGAUCGCAUUAUUUAUUUGACAGUAAGCUCCUAUUAUAUCGAUAGGAAUUUAAGAGUUUUAAUAAGUGCGUGUAUACUUUAUGGGAUAAAUCAUUCGCAUUUCAAGUGAAAACAACAUAAUAGUAUUAUCUAAUUUUAGAUGGAUAAAUAUAAUACACGUAGUACGCACAUAAUAGUAACUAAAUAAUUUUAAUUAUUAUGUCAGUCUGUAUUAUAUUUCAGAGUUAGUAUCGAUAUAAUCCGACAAGGAACGUAUUUCGUUUGAUUAUUUUGGAAAUUAACGAAAGCGUAUUUUAUUUUAUUUUAUUCAUACGGAAUAAAUUCCAGUUUACAGAUAUGAAUUUAAUAAUCAGCAAUUGAAUAAAUUGUUAAAAUGAUUACUUAUCCUAAAACUCAAUUAAUGACUUAUAAACUCGCUAUUAUUGUAUCGACAAUAUUAUUAUAAUAAUCAUAUUAGUUUACUAAAUUAAUAAUAUAAUAACACAAACAGUUUAAAAUUAUUGUUAAACGAAAAGGUGGCUAGCAUUGAAAAAUUACGAAUACGAACAUAAAAUAAAAUAAUAUUAUCAGCUCUUGAAUUCUUCAAGGGGUAAUUUCGAUUAUUAAAAUUGAAAUUCGGCUUUUCACAUACAUUCCGCAGUUAUAGUAUAAUAAUUAAUAACUUAUAAUUAUUUUAAAAGACCAAUAAAACAAUCAGAACGGCAUAAGCUUCGCCUUGGCAAGACUGAGUCGAGCCGAAAUCGAGAAUUUGUACAUGAUACCCAAAUAAAAACAUUUUAAUUGAAACGAAUAGAUGGUAUAGAUAGGUUACAAGAACAGGAAUUCUCGCGCGACCAGACUGCCAGAGGCGCUAAAAAGCAUUGCGUCGCGGCUCUGACGACAAUAACGUUUUAUACUUGUAGAAGUAUUUUUUUUUUUUUUUGACGAAUCAAAGCUAUAUAUAUUAAUAACCGGAAGCAACGAGUUAGGAUGGUUUGUAUAUAUACUCUUAGCAGUUAUCGCAUUACUACACCGGGCUAGAGGUCCUCCAAAAGGAUAAUCCUUUUGUCAAUUUUGUUUUUUUUAUAUAUAUGUACAUAAAUGACCCAAUAGGUCGUAAAAAAAAUCCAUUACAUUGAAAUCGUUACUCAAGUAAUACUAUAAGAUAGGUAAAUGCUAUACAGUGAUUUGUAUAAUAGUAAGUAUGACGGAAUUACGUUUAACGACGGUAACUAAUGGAUUUAUUUUUUUUUUUUUUUUUUUUUUAAUGGAAAAUACGUAACAUAAUCGAACCGUGUUUCGACGAAAAUGUCACAACUGAAAGGUAUGAAAAAAAUAUAGACGGAAGUAAAAGUAUUAUUUUUUGUAAACGAGUGAACCGAGAAACGGAUAGACUUUUAACUUUCGUGAUCGCGUCUCAUUGCCUAUUAUACACCUUUUAAACGACUAGUUGUCAGAUCCGAACGUCAAAUUAUUGGGUGAAGAGGGGAUUGCGUAGAGAAGUAUCCGACGAUCGGCAUUAUAAUAUCAAUCUUAUAAGAAUCGAUUAGGUUUUUAUGUUUAUCGAGUAAAUUACAUUUAUGGACCACCGCCGCCGCCGCUUAUUGAAAAAAUAUCGUUUAAACUCGAAUAACAAAACAAAAAUAUAAAUAAAAUAAGCAAAUAUUGAUAAACUAUUGAGUACAAGCCCCAUGUAAGGGUAAAAGAUACGUGAGGUGCUUUACCUCCCACACCUCACAUAAAAAAAUAUCCUAUGGGUCAAACAAUUUAUCAUUAUUCUUAUUAUUACUGAAUUAUUGCUUAGUUUGAAUCAUUCAACACAAUAUCAAAUAAUAAAUUACAAAUAUUUAUGUAACUUAAUAAUUUAUUUCAAUUAAGUUAAAGAAUACUCCGUAUAUUUCUCUUUAGAGAAUUAGAAAUGGUGGUGGCGUUAACCUUGCUAAAUCUUUUGUCAUUUACAGUUCUGUAAUUGGCUGUCUAAAUCUUUACAUAUUGUUCAGGAUUUCAUUCCCUAAAGGGCGGACUAUUCAAUUUAUAAACAUUAGGUUAAAGUGAAAUAUAAUGUAUUCGACCGGGUAAUCAUAACAAAAGAAUUGCCAUGCGGAUUUUGUUUUUUUAUGAAUAUGUAUACGCGUGUUUUGAAAAAUUAUAAAAGGGAUCACGGUGUGUACUCGCGUGUGCUGUUCACUCCACCACUGGUUGUAUACCGAUAAUGGCGUUAUUAUCAAAGAUCUAUUCAAUGAGGGUUUGAUUCUGGGAGUGGGAAACAGGGGUUUAAAACUGAAAAUUUGUGGUGUUCUAAUUUUAUCAUAAUAUAUUGUGUAUGUAAUUUGAUAUAACAUUAUAUAACAUAAAACAAUUUCUAAUUGGUUUGAAUACACAAAAUCUGCACUCAGGUACGGACUUGUACUCAUCAUUACCAUUUAUAUGCUUAAAUUCAGCAUUUUUCGGGAAAGUAGUUGGUAUAGAAUAUAAUUUAGUAUUUCAUUAUUAUUAUAGUAUUCGUAGUGUGUGAAAAUUGCUUUUAAAAUUAAUAAUAGUUUAAUCAAACAUAUAAACAAUAGAACUAAAAACUCAUAGAACAUCUAUCUUCUUUUAGACAUUCUGGUAUACAUAAACUUAAAUGUAACCGUAAUACAUUUUAUAUAAACAAAUAGAAAUUUUAAAAUAAGAUAUAAAGAAUACAUUUCUGAAAUAAAAUUAAAAAAGACUGUCUCUUAUUCAAAUUUCGCUAAACAUGUUUUAGAAAAUAACUGUCGUAUAAGUUUUGAUAUUAAUACAGACUUAGAGAAAUUAAAUACUCAAGAUGACAUUUACAUUAAUUCAUUUUUAGAAGAAUUACACGCGUACAAUGAAAUAAAAAAAAAUAAUUUUAAUAAUAUUUUAGAUGUACAAACCUAUUUUAAAAAUAAUGUCGUAUAUACAUAUCAAUACAUUUUAGAUAAUAAAUAAUAACCAAAUAAUUUAUAUUUCUUAACAUAUCUAUUUCUAAUAAUAACUUAUUUUAAAUAAUUUCUCCUAUUAUAAUAAAUUAUUUCUAUAUUCUAUGUAAAACGGCCAAUUUGUAUAAUUUUUUUUUCUAUGUAUUCCUUCAUUUAAUUUUUAUAUUUAAUCGCGUUUUACAUUUUGACUGUGAUAUUCCUGAUGAUAAAUUUUUAAUUCGAAACCAGUCGUAUAAUAACAGUUAUUAUAAUACUCCAGGUGACGCAUUCAUUGUAUUAUUUAUUAUUUUGUAUUAGUAUUUACUAUAUUUAUUAUUAUUAUUAUUUUUUUUUUUUUUGACACGGUGUAAAUUUGUCGAUAUCCAAUUUUCGGCCAAUUUAUUUAGGAUCGGACGCCAAUAUUUUCAUUCUAUAUUUCCUCCUUACGUUUAAUUUGAAUCAUAUUUCAAAAUAAAUAUACUAUUAGAUAUUGGCCAUAACAUGUAUAAAUUAUAUUACCUCGUCGUUAUUCGAUAAACGUGUUUUGUCGAGAAUUUUAAAAUACAUAAUCAACAAAAAUACAACAAAAUGUGAAAUUGUAAAAAAAAAAAGUAAUCCGAAUUGGCAGUAUGGUAUCUCGCCUUAGUAGAAUAUAACGUGCGUAAAUAACUCAUGCCCUGAACAAUAGUCGAUGUGUUUUAUACAAAAAAAUAAAAUAAUCGAGGUGUUUACGAAACGAAAAUAUUUCCAAACACGACCGUAUUUUUAGACAAACCUUUAUAAUCUUUUUCAUUGAAAAAUGUGUAGUAUUUUGCAGUUUAUUUAUUCUGAGCUUUUUAUACGGGACUAUAAAUACUAUAUUAUAAUUUACUUGACGUUUUUCAUCUACAGUUUUCGAUCCAAGUUUAUAAGUCGCUGGCCUCAAACCCGCCGCUGUUCAAAUUUUUCCAAGAGAAACAUCCGCACCUAUUCACGAACCGCAGCAACAGCGCAAAUCAGAUGAACAACGUGGAAAAGGAGCUAGUGGAAGGCCGAUCGACUUGCAAUAACACGGACCUCGUAGUCGCUGGUCGCGGACCCGACACUUCGCCAAUAUUCACGAAAAUGCAACGUAUUAUGCCCAUCGAUUGUAACUCGAUGGGUUCGGGCGUGCUGUCGCCACUGGAAUCACUGGCCACAUCACCGCCACAUAACUGCACCACGGACAACAGUCCCGAACGGCAUCCGACGAAACCCCAUAAUUCCAUGUUGAAGAGGCAGUUCAGCACCCAGAGUAGUUACCUGAAAAGCUUACCGUAUCACAGGUAAGUCGCACGCUCCCCCCCUCCGUCACCGCUAUUACAUAAUAUUGAAUUAACCUCAUUUUAUUAUUACCAACAUUGUAAUUUAUACCUAUUAUUAUAUAGUUUAGAUAGUAAUAUAAUCUUAAUCGGUGGCGUCGAGUUAAAUUUGAACCGGUGUAGUACGAAAUAGGAUAUCAAUAUAAUUAGUUAUUUUAAAAAUCGAUAAUUUUGGGGUACGUGGUCAACUCUCAUCACAUACGCCUGAUAAAGCGAAAAAAAUCACAGAUUAUAACUUCGAAUAUUCCAAAUUCCAUUAUCGCUUCGUCUGUAAAGACCUUUGCAAGGUCUUGCGAUAGCUUCGCCAAAACCACGUCGAGGGUAAGUCAGGGAAAAGUGCAGUUUUCAUUUCUUCCGUGACAUUUUGCUUUUCUAUCAUCAUGGGAUGGGGGAGAACUGCCAGAAGACCAAACUUUGACACCACGACUAAAUAUUUAUAGUCACACUCUAUUUUGUUUUCUUUUUAAUUAAUCCUUAGAUUAACUUGUUGCAGUUUUCCAUGUCUUUCUAUUGUAGCUUAAUUAUUUUAGGUCCUUGUAUUUCUAUUGCCUUAAACACUUUGUAUAAUACUUCUCUUAACGUAUCUAAUAACAAUAAUUAUUGGCUUUAGUACUCUUUUGUGUUUUGAUUUUUGCCAUUAAUCUUAUCUCUUAUGCAUUUAAUACAUCUUAGUUACUUUUAUCCUAACUAUAUAAUACUUCUUCGUUUAAAAUCCUUCCUUUCUAGAAGCAUUUUCCUGAUGCACUACAUCUCAGACAUUCAGGAAUUCAGCCUAAUUAUUGUCUAUUAAGUUACUCAAACUAUAUUACAUGUGUGAAAAAACAUCCAAUUUAAAAUCGAAACCCGGCGAUCAGGUAUUAACUUUACGCCGCUCUUUAUCCAAUGGACGUUGUCACUGAAUUUUAAAACAUAUUCAAUACAAAUACCAGCGACUGCAGACUUGUAUAUUUCCACCUAAAACCAGCGCCAAUAUAUUAUAUUAAAAAAAAAAAAAAACUUAAUCAUAUAAUAUUGAAACUCCACUGUGCGUUUGAAAUAUUGUUUCAUCCUAGGCACCUAUUUCUUUUUUCGUUAUUGUACACCCGGCCCGCCUUAGUAUAAUAUACAUCGCUUUGAACUGCGAGUGAUGCGUACAAUCCACUAUCUACUGCACUCCACUAAAAAACUACUUUGAAAAAUUAUUCCAAAGUACUAUAAUAUUGAUUUGGUUUUUUUUUUUUUGUUACAGCAUCGAAUAUUUUUUUCUCGUUUUUCUAGUAGAUUGUCGAGUAUCGUAUCUCGGAAUCAAAAGAAUAAACUAUCUACAACGAAAUCGGUUUUUUAAAGGAAAAAACAAUUCAAAAAAUUCGACCAAACAAAUUCAAAAAAUUACAUCACCUAAAAUUUCCAAUCGAACAAAUGAUAUUCGUUUGUCAUCAUAUCGUUUAUUUCAUAUUGUGUUUUCCCGAAAAUCGAAAUAAUCUAUAUUUUCAGAGAAAAUUCGACAAAAAACGCAUGGAAAAAUAUAAAAGUUUGAGAAUUAUAAGAUCGUUUUUCCUUCAAAGCAUGUUUAUAUAAGUACGAAAUGGUUUUUAUAUAAUACAUACCUAUAGAAUAUUUUAUAGUUUUUGAUUGUUGAACCGUCUUGGUAGUUAUAGAAUAUAAUAUUAUCAAUUGUACAAUGUAACAUUUAGAAUUUAGAUAAUAUUUAACAUCAUAAUAAUUAUCAUUCAUAAAUUAUGUACCGUAUAUUUUGGCAAAAUCCCAUGCACGUUAUGUAAUUUAUGAAUGCUCGUAAAAUUAGUAAAUCUAGAAAGGGCUGUGUAUACGACGAGGAUAACAAAUCGAGUGUGUAUAAAAUAUUAUCAUAUAUUGUGUCCGAUUUGAUGGGGGGGAGGGGGAGGGGUAUAGCGAAAAAAUAUUUAUAAUUUGUACUGAAUAUGAUAAACACAAUAUUAACAUAAAAAUUAUUCACGAAAAUACGAUAUAGUAUUGAAUUGAAAGUGAAAAAAUCACGUGUUUCAGGAGUUCCGUGAUGUACAAAGGACCCAUAAUGAAUAUCCAGACAAAAACGAUGAAAGCGUCUUCGUGCCCGGACAUAUACAACAAUUCUACAUUUACAGUCAAUAGUGAACCCGAUUCCGUAAGUGUUUCUAUAGAUCCCGGCCGUUUUUCUUUACGUCCAUAUAUAUUAUUUUAGAUUCCGACGACGAUGACCUAUGAAUAUGAUAAAAACAAAAAACUUUUUUUUAAAAAAAUGGAGUUUUACGCACUUAUACUUAAGCUGUACGCGCAAAACUAAAAUACCGAAUACCUACCCAAUACGCGUCCAUCAUCGUAAUAUAUCAUUUUUACAGAUAUCCCUGAAAAGAGAUAGUUUUGUCAAAGUAAUCAAUCAAUUAUCGAUUAAGCGCGUGAAUACGGUACGUCGGGUUAGGCGGAAAAGAUCGUAUUUCCAUCCGAAAGAGAUAAAAAAGGUAAGGAUUAUUAGGACGGUCGUCUAGUGAUGAUGAUUAUGAUGUUACGGUGACUCGUGGAUGUUCCUAACGGAUGCAUUUGGCAUGACAUGAUAUUAUAUGCGAAUGAAAAAUUGCGAAAAGGAUACACGAUUACUACUUGUAAUUUCAACAGUUCACAUUUCAUUAAAAAAAAAAAAAAAAACAAACAUAGAGAAAAUGAAACGUUAAGAUGCCACUCCCACGUAAACUGUCUCAAUCUGACAAACGGGUGACAAAAUGAAAUUACGUGAGUUCUAAUUAAAAUCAUGACGUUAAAGUUGAAAUUAUAGUUUAAAAGCAUGUAACAAUAAAUUUGAAGAAGACAAUUUUCUUAGGCAUAGUAGAUACGUUGUUGUGGCAGUCUAAAAUAUUGGCAAACAGACAUGUUGCAAUUAUUAAAAAAAUGUACACACAGAAUGGUUUAAAAAUUAUACUUAGUCUAGAAAAGGCUAGUACACGUAUUCUGUGAAAAUUGCAGGUCUGAGAUAAUUUUUAAUCAAAUUAUAACAAAAAACAAAAUCGAAAAUAAUGAAAUUGUUACUGCUGUAAAUUAGCAGGAUUUUCUUACAUUUUUUCUUAGGUUUUCCACAUAUUAAGAAAAUUGCACGGAAUAUUAAAAAAGUAAUGUUUUCAAUACACCAACUAAAUCAAAAAUGUUAUAAAAAAGCUAUUUUUUCGAUUUUUGACCUAUAAUUUUGUUACCGGUUUUUCCGAAUUAUUUUUAAAAUCCCUAGGAAAAUUAAAAAGUGGCUUAAAUGAUGUUACACUUGAUACAUUGGAGCAAGUAUUCUUUUCGAAAAGUUGUUUACAGACAGAAAAAAAAAGUUCCGCUUUGAAUCCAAAAUAUUAUAGUAAAAUUAAUGCAUUCUCAUUGCGCUCAAAAUCUUAAACAAAAACUAACAUGGCUGUAUCUUUUUUUCGUUUCGACAGUAUAUUAUUUGCGUAUCAAUGCCUUCGAAAAUUGUCUCCACAUUACAUUUUGUGGACUGCGUUUAAAUUCUAGUUUCAACCAAAACACCGAAAUUUAUGGUAUAUGCAUAACCGCAAUAAUUUUAAAAUGUGUACCCGUAAAUUAAACUAUAAAGACAGUGGAUGUGGCAGAUGUGUGAUAUCCUCUUAAGAGGACAUGAUACCCGUAUGUGCUGUUCUUACAAACCCAAGAUUUAACGAACUUUCGUUCAACUCCGGACAAUCGUGUACAGGUAGAUUUAAUACUAAAAUUAAUUUCCCUGGUUCCAGGUUUAAAGGUAAGAAAAUACUACCUGCAUGGUUUAUCGAUAUUUUAAUUUUUAAACGUGAUAUAAAAAUGUAAAAUAUCGAAAAAACUACGGACAAAUAUCAUCGAUAAUUUUCUUAGGUACCAUUAUGUUGAUAAUAUCAAAUCAUUCUAAUAUUAACGAUAACUUCAUAAAAUUAUCCCGGCUGAACGUAAUUUUUCUAGAUCUGCAAGACGGGAACAGCACCUGCGGCAUCCUAUUAAAUCAAAAAUGAUUAAAAUAAAACAUCAUUUAUUGGGUUAAUAACAUCGAAAUUAGUGAUAGUAUUACUGACUAUAACUAAAGCGGUUUAAUAAUUUUUGACGACUGCAUGGCUAAAUUAUUGUAACGAAUAUAAUUUUUUCGGGGAACAGUUCAUGAAAUGUUAUAAUUAUAAUUAUUAUUAAUUGUUUUUGUCAGUUUUAAUACGAUUUCUUCCAUCGGGUUAUUUUAUAGUUUAACUUUUUCUCAAGGAUACUUAUACUUUUUUACACUUAAAUAAGUUUUUUUUUUAAACUACCAUCGGGUUUAUCGAACUAUUAACCUAUACCGGCUAAGUGCCUAAAACGCCUAAAAUAAACAAUGGGAACAUACCAUACAAGGUUAAGAGGUGAAAAUAUGCAUGUCCAACUGGAAUUUAAUAAUUGUGACGCAUAAUUCGGUAAUAUUAUAUGUUACGAUUAUUUAAAUGCUAUGCAUGCAACAAUAAAAACUAAUCUAAUGGAAACAAUUUCGUCCAAUUCUGGCUAAAAAUCUCGUCCAAGAAGUAGACAUUGUAUAAUAUCUGUGCGAGCUGUGGAAAACGAGGUAGCUCAAAAUAUUGAGCGUUUAUAGACCGUUUAAUUGAAAAUUGAAAACAAAAAAAAAAAAACAAUAAACGAUACGAUUGUGUAUAGGUAAUAUCACUUUUGGGACGUCGGAAAAAAAGGAUAAAGCGGUAGCGGACGUGAUCGGACUUUUACACUGCGUUUAUAUUCGGACCGAUGUUAACUCGUGGAUACAACACGGAAUAGGUAACAGCCGGACGUGACGAGUUUAUCAAUAAUACGCACAUGUCCCUCCGUUCCGCGGCUCCGGAAAUCCUUAUGAUUUUGGAUUCGUUCAUUUCGUGUCCGGUCCGAUAAUUUUAACGUCGAAAGACACUGAAUUAGUAAUAAGUAAUUUAAAAGGAUUUCUGACCGAUCCCGAAAUGAUUUUUACUGUCGAAACUUUAACGAAGUUUAAAUAUUAGUGUGAACUCGUGUGUUAUUCAGAAAGCGAAUUCUGUGAUUCCAAAUUAUCAACAACAAUAUCUGUGUUUGUGGCAAAUUGUAGAAAAUCGGGCGUUGCGAUACUAUUUCGCGGGCAAAGUGAAAAAAAGUUUACGGUGUGUAGGUGCAGUGUUCAAAUCUAUUCGGAUAGAGUAGAUAAAUUAUUUAAAAUUAAAUAAGAAAAUGUGAAUAACGCGUCCACCUGUUUUAAACAAACGUAAAAAUAAACAUGGAUACCGCUGAUAGAUGUGCACCAUCGUUUUAGUAAAGAAGUUGGAAGGGAAGAUGUAUAUUAGAGUAAUUAUAUUUAUAUCUGUACGCCGCAAUAAACUGUUGCUAACAGACAACGGUUCUGAGCAGAGUAUUAUCAAUCAUAUUUUUCCCUCGUUUCCGAGAUAACCAGAAAUCGAACGAAAAAUUGACAUCUCAAAAGUACCAACUACAUAAACAAAAAUACUACAAGGAAGUGUCUAUAAAGGUGUCUUGAUUUAAACAAAAUCUCUGGUAGCAAAGUAAUUUACAGACACACAAAGCAAAAAACCAAGGCAUUGUAAAACUACUUGCUUGAUGGUUUGAUUCACUCGGAAUCUAAUAAUACUACAGUAUUCUUACAAAUAAUACGAAUUAUACGAGACAACUCGCUUACUAAAUAUGUAUUAAAUAUCAAUCGUUUAUUCUUUUUUGAGAUUGACUGUUCGUCGAAUUGUUAUUGUCGAAGCGUUCGCCCGCGUUAUAAUUACGGCGAGAAAUAUCAGUUUUCAAAUCGUUUCGAUACCAUUCACCGGGUCCGCGUAAAUCCGGUACGUGUAAUGUGCCACGCCCGGUCGGUGCGGCGGAAAAGCGGGAAAAGUCGCGCGUAGUAUAUUAAAACGAUCAUUGUUUUAGAUAUUUUGCGAAAACCGCCGCAGCCGCGUGAUCGUAAUCCGGCCCGUUGACGAUUUGACACGGUAAUGCAUUACGGUCGUCUACCGUGGUGCCGUGUACGCGAAUAGAACGCCCCGGAAAACCGAACGGGGACACCGAUUCCGUAAUUUUCGCACCGUCUGUUUCGCGGUUUUCAACGCGAUUUCUAUCUAUCUUUUUAUUUUUUUUUUUUUUUCUCCUCUGUCGCCGUUUUACACGAAAACCGGUUGGAAAUCGCCGCGCUACGACGAACUAGCGCGUGCGCCCGCGGAUACACAAACAUACACGCGCGUGCGUACGUGCGAUGCGAACGUCCGCAGCGCAGAGAGAGAGAGAGAGCGAGAGAGAGAGAGAGUGAGAGAGAGUGAGAGGGUCCAACCCGUCCACUGGAAAUAUGUUUGGCCUUGUCGCGCGGACGUUUUAUAUAGAGAUUAAUGUGUUUCGCCGCGCGGGCUACGGACGCACGCGUUCACGCCCGCCGCGGGGUCCGCCGGCGGUUUUGUUCGGGCGACGCGCCGUUUGCGCGCGGUGAACGCCGACGCGCGGCGGAGUCGCGCACCCCGAUCGUCCGCCGGGCCGCGGCCCGGCGGCUCGGAAACGCGCGAUGUUUGGUGCGGAACGGUUUUCGCGGGCCGAUCCGCGGGUCGUCCGAUCGCGGCCCGCCGCGACGCGUCGUUUAUUAUCGUCGUCGUCGUCGUUACUGUUAUUGCUGUUGUCGUCAUGACGUUCUCCCGCGCUAACCCGACGGACUCGACGGCCCGGGCGGUGUGGUUUGCGCGACCCGGUCAGGCCGCGCGGUUUUUCACCGCCGGCACUGCGGGUCUCUCGGGUCCACGCGUCGUAAACCGCAAUUAGCGCACGACAAAUUCGCCGGCACAGCGUCGGACUCGAACCGGCCACCUCCGAUGUGGGUUCGGUUCGCGCCGCAUAGGCCCGUAGUGAAACCCCCGAAGCCGACUCCGGCUCGGGCCCGAACUCGGCCGAGGUGUAAACACGGUUCCCGGCCGAUAAAAAAAAAAAAAUAAGUGACGCGGGCACGCGUACAGCGCGUAAAUGUCGCGGCGACGGGGGGAUUUCCGUGCGAGACGGCCGGGAAUGUGUCGAUUUUCAACGUUUUCAUAAUUUCGACUGUCGCGCGCUGUAACAAGACCAAUCGAUCGUCAUUUUAGCGCCAGAACGGUUCUGUAAUUAUUUCGAUACGGCCUUGCGAAACGGUAUUGUUUUGCCUGUCUAAAGCGUUUCAGCUAUCCAAACUAAAUUGUUGAACAACGGUAUUAUGAUUUUUCGGAAAAACGGAAAAACGGGAUCACGCACAUACCGCACUCUCCGUGUUUGGCGCGUUUAUAUCCCGGCAGUUUAUAGAACACGACAAUGUUUUCAACGAGUAUUAUGUGUCCGCGCUUGUGAAGCACAUUUCGAAACACAGAAAAUUUGACACACUCCCGACUAACGAAUAUCAGUGAAUAUAUUGAUUUUUUUUUUUUUUGUCGGAUCCAAAUUAAAAUACCGUUGACGUGUUUUUUUUUUUUUUUUUCUAUGAUGGAUAAUUAAAAACGAAAAACGAUUGCCGUCUCCGUCUUACAAACGUUUUCGACAUACCAAAUUUGCGUUCAACAGGGACAAAUGUGUGCUCUCAGUUUUAAUUUUAAAGUGAAUUGAGAUGUUUUCAAACGAUAACAACAUUAUCUGUGUGUUAUUUUUUCCGAUAUUUUGAUUUACAGUGUGUACAUUUACCAUCUCGUUAGAUAAAUGCGUGUACUCGCAUUUCUCGUGAAAACGUGCAAGAUGGAGAAAUCGCACGUGCUGUUAUCACGUCCUCUUAAAGAGAACAUUAUUCGAUAAUAUGAUGAUGUUUCUAUUUAUAAAUUUUUUUUUCUAGCUGAUACGAUUAGUUCGGAAUGCGUACACAAUACACAGUUAGUACCUACUGCAGUGUAUUUCGAUGAUUUUCGGGGACUGGCUGAUUUUGUAACUAUAUAUGAUUUUAUAAUCCGUUUAACUCGACCGAGAAACAAUUUCGUCUGUAGUGUCCGUGGUUUCGGUUUAUAUUAGUUAUACGAUUAUACUCAUGUUGGUAUUAACGAAACGAAUUUGACGUCAUAAAUUUUCUCGUAAACUGUCCGUUUUCCACCACACAUGGUGUCGAAAAAAUUUAUACACGCCUAGUUUUAUUCGACCAAUAUAAUACGGAGGGACAUUAUUGUUUUUAUUUUUAGAAUAAAUCUACAGCAAACGAGAGUUACCUUGCUUUGGUAUACUGAUGCGUAAAAAAAACCCUACUCCAGUCGAAUUUUUCAAUUUCUAACCCUUGAGAAUAUGAUGAUGCGCACCUAAGAAGUGUAAUCAGCGAAGAUGGACGAAAUAAGAGCGAAAUAAUAAAACAUGUUUGUCAAGCCAAAAUAGCUUUUAACAGCGAGAAAACCCUAUUUGCUUCAAAUAAUAUCGGCCUUAAAAUAAGAUAAAAUCUAUAGAAGACAUGUGUCGAGGUUCCGUGUGAUUUUAUUUACGAUCGAGAAAGACAAACAACCCCUUACAUUUUAUAACGUUGUGUGCAGAACACGGCUGUAGAAACGUGCCUAUCGACAAUGUAAAACGCUGUAAUAUUAGUUAUUAACGGGAAAUUUUUUUUUUCCACGGACGAAGUGUUUUCGUCUUUCAUAAACAUUUUAAAAUUCGAUAACGCGGUGCCCUUCGCGGUCGCCCGGCGGUCCAAUUAAAUAUCCGUAGCUGCGAAUCCGCGCGAAACCGUGGAGAUUACCGGGGCCUUUAUUCUGAACGCGGGCGCCGUCCAAAUAAUUACAAAUAAUUAACGUACGUACGGGUCGGACGUCGCGAAGGCGACUCGUUAUUAUUACGGGCCGCGUGGCGACGCCGUGCCUAUAAUGUCGUAGCGUGCGCGCGAAAAUGAAAAGAGGAAGGUAAGAAUCGCGUUCAAUAAAAGAAUAAUUUUCUCCGCCGUCGUCGUAGUUGCGCCGACCGCAAACACAUUGCGAAAUCACGAAUCGGACGAGCGCGCUCGGCCCUCUUUUUCCGUACGGCCGCUCGUCAAUAUAACGAUUUAUGUACACCGGACUGCGCGAACAACGACACGCGCACGCACGUUUAUAUUAUAAGUACGUUUAUUAUUAUUAUUGUUAUUGUUAUUAUUAUUAUUAAUAAUAUCGUAUUAAAUCGCCAUUAUCCGCCCGGCGAAUUCAAUCUCUAUACAAACGCGUCAUUGCGGAUGUCCAGUCCGCGAAAUUCGUUCGGUCCGUGAAUAUAUAAACGCAAUAUUAUUAAUAUGAAUGCGAAAUACACGACUACGACGAUAGAUAUUGUAAAGUCUGUGUAAUUGACGGAGACCUUGGUGCAACGGCCGCAGAACGGUCUGCAAAAAUAAUGACGGGUCUUUUUGAAUUGCUCCCGAACAAUCGUUUAAAAAAUGUGGAGUUGUCCUGGUUGUCACCCAAGGUCUAGACAUUUUUAUUCGUAGAGAGGAUUCAUUGAUUUAUGAGCGUUAUUCAUCAAACAAAAUAACGAACCACUAUAAGAACAACCUUCGUAUGGGUGCAGCCUCAAAUAAAAAGGUCAUUAUGCGAGAAGAUCAGAAAAAUACGAAUAGAUCGCGCAGAAAAAGAUCGAGAGCGUUGGGCGUAGUCAAUUAGAAGAAAAUAGUACAAGAUCUAUAGCUUGUGUCGUUCCUUGACGUGAUAUCGCAGUGGCGGACAAAAAUAUUUCGGAGAGCGGUUGCACCUUUAGAAGAAUAUGAUUAACAGUAAUAGAAAAUAAUAUAAAUAUUGAAAUUCUUUAAGGCUUAUAUAAUAACACAAAAAAAAUAUCCAGGAAGUGAGUCAAAUAAUGCUCGGCAGAUUUAAACAUCGAAAAAUGGUCGACUCCCAUACAGCUCCCAUCCAUUGUUUGUUUUUUUCCCAGACGGCUACUGUCGAAAAAGCUUGCGAUUCCCAAACGGCUCCGGUAUACGGUACUACGCGUAUACUUCUCGUAACAAUUUCUUGUAUUUCUGUACUCGAAACGUACAGAUGCGACGCAGAAAACAUUCGUGUCAUGUCUUACUUUUUACGAUAGUAAAUUCUAUUGAAUCUAUUCAAAUUAUUAGAGUUUGGAUUUUACGUUUCAAACAUUAAAUGCCUACAUGGAUUGGUUUUAAACGAAUAUUAUCAAUUUAAUUUAUAAAAUUUAACCAGAUAUGCGAUUUGAAUACGAUACACAAUCGGCCGUUGUGUGCGUUUACUGUUUAUUACAUAUAUUAAUAACAUUUUAAAUCCAAGAUGUCAAGUGAAAUGUGUAAUAAAGAAAAGAUGAUAGACAAUUUUUCGUCUUUAAUUAAUUGACCUAAUUUUGUAUGAAGCGGAGUGUUGUAAAAAACCGGAGCCGUUUGGGAAUUCACUUUUUUGUAAAACGAGAGCCGAAUGGACUACAUCCCGAAAAGUGAAACAUUGCGAGUUUAAAGAAAAUCUUGUAUAAAAAAAAAAAAGCAAACAAACGAUAGUGUUAUGUUUAAAUAUUUUAAUGUUAACUCAUCACGGAGCGGACGAAUUCGUAAAAGGUCGAUUACAAUACAUCAUAAUUAUAUAAGCGUAUUAUUUUAUGGAUGCGGGUGAAACUAUAGUAAUACCGUAGGUACCUACCUCGAUUAUAGUGCUAAAACAAUACUUUGUUAUCGUUAUUGUUAUUUCUUUAUCGAAAACCUAUACACGCUACCAGAGAGGAAACGGCUUUUGUAUCGUAAUUAAAAAAAUAAAAAAAAAAAACGCUGCGAACCGACUAGGACAAUGGACGUUCAGUUCCUAUAUGCAUUAUGUUCUUGUUAAUAUAAUAUUAUCAAAACAAUUCCGUUCCCCCUCCGCGAUAAAUAGGUUAUGCGUUUCCGUCUGCAUACAUUUACAAUUAUUUUAUAUUUUUAUUAUUAUAGGCGUUGAUCACGCCUAUAUAUAUUAUGUGUAGAAUAUGCUGCUGGGGACAUAUUUUCGAUAAUUUUUUGGGUUCGUCAAGUAUAUUGAAUAAACAACAUAAUUAUUUCGACCUCAUCACGUAGAUUUCGGCCAAUAACAAUGCGAAAAAUAGAGGCGGAAGCAUAUCCCAAAACUGCAUUUUACUGCACGAAUAAUACUCGUGCAAUACAACUGAAUGGGGAAAUCAUCAGUUCUCCAAUCUAAUUGGGUCAUAUAACUCACACAUUUGGACUUUCAGGAGAAAACAAAUGAAACUAGAACAGUUGCUGCAUAAUAUGGAUAGUAUAUAUAAUUGAUACUCUGAAUUAGGUAGUAAAACAAUUUAGAAUCCAUUAUAUAAACCAAAAAAAAAAAAAAUGUUCAAUAAUAUCUCAAAUAAUAAUUGCUAUUAUGCAAAGAAUGUUGAUAUGGAAUAAGAUCAAUAGUAAAUUCCUUCCGAAGUUAUUUAAUAUACGACACAUUGAUACAAUUUUAAACUAUUUUUUUCACAAUUAUUAUUAUUCUGUACAUACCUGCAUUUAUUUUUUUUUUUUAGUUGCAAAACUAUAUAAAUUAUUCUAUCAAUAAUUUAAAUUACUAAAUAUAACGUUAUGUAUAAAAUAUAUAUAUUUUUAAAUUAGAUUCUAUUCCGCGAGAAAACUCUCCAUUUCUCCCUCCUCGGUGACCUUACCUAAGCAUCUAUAUGACUAUAUCAAUUUAAAAUGUAUAUCAGUAAUAUAUAUAUAAUUAUUUAAACACAUAUUUCAUAUGCAUAAGAACACAUUUAUUUACGAAACAUUGGAAUUUCGAGCUGCAUACUUUACAUUUUUUACUGCUUACUUUACACUUUGUAAAACCAUUUUAUUCCCUGCCCCUCAAUAAACGGGUGUAGACAGUGGUAUAGAGUUAAUAUUUAAAAAAAAGCUGUUCUAAGAUAAUGGGGACGGGUGCAGCCACUGUUGUAGGUGAAAAGUUGGGAAGGUAGGAUACAGAAGAGAAUUUAAUGUGUAUCUGUAAGCUACUACAAACCAUUGCCAAUGAAAAAAAAUGAGCGGGGUUCAGUUAAUAGUGUUGCUUUGUCAACAAUAUAAUAUAUGUAAUAUUAUGGUAAAAUGAUUACAACAAUGUGCGUUUCCAUAAUAACAAUAAUUGUUUAAAAAGGAUUUUCAUUAAUAAUAUUUGUUUAAUGUUGUACUGAUAUUCCCGGUUUUCCCAUGUUUUUUUCGGUUUUUCACAUUUAAUGAAAAAACUCUUGAGGAAAUUGAAAAAUGAUCUCUAUAAAGUACCACACUGAGAAAAUUUUCUUUCAGAAAAGGGUUUACAUCGUAUACAUCGGAGUAAAUUUUCUGAUAGAAAAAGUGUUCACAUAAAAAAAAAUAAUAAACUUUGUAUAACCAAUACAUUUUUCACUCCACUCAGAGUCUAAAAAAGUAUAUAUUCCAAUACAAAUUUAUAUAUUUAAGUAUAUUAUAUCUAUUGUAGAUCAUAAUAGUCAUAAUAACAUCUAUUUUGACAUAAUAAUAAUAUUAAUUAAUUAAGAUUAAUACAAAAUUAUUAAUUUACCGUGUUUUAAAAGAACAUGACACCCCUUUCGAAUACCAUAAAUCACGAUUAUUAUUUACUAAAUCACCUCCAUUUGAUGAUUCCCAGGCACGACAGUUUUUUCGACGACGAAGUUACUCACAUAUUAUAUGUUUUUGCUUUUGGCUCAUGAAAUCGCCGAUAUUGGAUUAAAAAAAGAUGAUUUCUCUCGUUAUUUUUAAAACAAUAUUGUUAUGUUAAACCUAUUGCGUCGUUUAAAGUUGUUUGUCGGUAUUAAAAUUAAACAAGCAGACCGUCGAUAAUCUAAUGAUAAAUACCUGUACGUAUGUAUUAUAUAAUAUUCGAAUGCAUUAACAAUAUAAAAAAUCGAAACUAUACGAUGCAACGUGGUAUCAUUUUUAUUUUUUACUCAUCAAGUGGAUGAACGCGAAAUUUAUAUUUAUACCUACAUCAUCGUCAUCGUUCAUUAUAUCCGGCUGUAAUAUCGUCGUUUAUAAUUAUUAUAGCACUUGACAGUUUCCGUUUUGAACUUUAAAGUCAUCUCGUGUUGGUAAUAUUUUAAUGCUUCCACUGUUAAUUACUAACGAUUUUCCGGUUUUUUCUUUGCUAAUAUAACACUCAUUUAUAGUCAAUUAUUAAAACGGAAACUCUACAGUGCGGUUAAAUACUUACAGAAUAUAACAGUGGAUUUCUAAAGAUGAUUAUUCGAAUAAUCUAUAGGCUGUUCCAUUUAAGUAUGCACACUUAUUAACUCAGAAAGUUUUAACUAUUUUCGAAAUUAAUUUUAUUGAACAUUUAAGAAACUAGCAGUUCUACGAUUUUACAAUCGUGUUGUUUUUUGUUACCCUUAUUUUCGGAGUUAAAACUACUACCCACUUUAAAAUAGAUUUUAGCGUUCAAAUUUUUGAUUUCCAUUAAUCCGCUGACGAGACAUUCGAUUUUAAAUUCCGAGCGUAUUUUAGUAUAGGUCUGGGAGAAUAUAUUAUUAAAACGUCACAUGUCGUGCUGCCAAACCACUCUUACAAAUAUCUACAUAUUUAUCUUUAAAAUCAAUAUUACCGUCGAGUUUGUUGAUUUUCCUCUCGCGUCCUACUCUUAUUUUAUUACUAACCAUACAUGCGUGAAUACACAAAUAUUUUAUACAUUUGUGUCAACGCCUACAUAAAUAUUUAACUUUGUGAUUGCCGAGAUAUUAUGCGUAAACUUACGGUUAUAUAAUAUAUUAUUUAAACAAAAUAAUAGGUAUGGGCGUAAAUUACUAUCCAAAAUAAAUGGAAACAUAAGAAUAUAUAUAUAUAUAAUACUCAUUAGACCCAUGGCGUUGCCCAAACUUUGUUUAGAUUUUUCGUCAUAUUCAGAAUCUAAAAUAAAUGAUUUUUACUAUAUAAUAGUUAUGUAUGCAUUUAUUUUUAUCGAUAAAAUAAGUGUUAGAUAAUUAUAGAUAAUUAUAAUUUGUACGUUUCUGCCGGAAAAAAAAAGGCAACGAAAAAACUUCUUACUGCAUGCUUAUUUUCAAGGGAAGCUGUAAAAAUGUUGAGGAGACUAGAGGAGAUUUUAGUGGUGAGCUGUAAAGCCCCCUUAGCUCCCCGCGUACUACGCUUAAGAGUAGAUAAACAUGACCUAUAGAUUUUGGUAGAAAAACGAAUUUGUUUCUCAUCCAAAAUUUCAUUCGGCGUAGAAACUCGUGAACAGUUUUUAAAGGUGUACACAAAAUAAUACGUGUUAUAAUAACUCGUAUAGAUUAUAUUAUUAUUAAUGUUUAUAUGAAUCGGCCCACGGGUAUUAUACGUUAAGGCGGUUGAAAGCGAAUUGUUUUUUCACAUAUUUAGACCAAACCAAUGGAGUAAAUCAAAAACAUAAUUUCAGCAGUUGAAAUUUCCGUGUUGAAAAGUGAUUUGAUUUCAUACACUACAAUCAAGCGAAGCAAGUGACCUAUUGGUUUGACUAUGAUGCAAUUUUUUUUGUUUUUUAAAAUAACUUUUCAAACAAAAAUCUUGUUACAGUCGAAAAAUUACAAGAAACCUUUUUUGUUGAAUUUUGAACCAAGCAUUAAAUAGGUCAUUUUUUUGAUUUUUAAAAGGGUUUUCAAACAUUAGCGGAAUGGACCGGAAACAAAAUUAUAGGAAAAACGACAAAUAUUUCUGGAACGACAAUUUCAUUGGUUUUAAUUUUUAUGCACUAUGUUAUUUCCAGAAAUAUUGUUUUAAUUAAAAAAUACCAAGAGUCCCGUUUUAUUAAAUAUUGGAUCUAGCUGCUGAUGAAGUAAAUCAAUCUUUGAUUGUUCAAGCAUUUUUUAUAAUAAUUUGGAAUAACUAGUCUAAGACGUAAAAUGAAAAUUGACAAAUGUAUGGCGUUAAAAUUUCAUUAUUUAAAUUUUUACGCUUUGUUUUUUACCAGAAAUAUUGUUCAAAUAAAAAAACGACAAAAGACCUUUUUGUUGCAUUUUAAAUUCAAUUGGUAAGCAAGAAAGUAAUUUGUUUUGUUUUUCGGUAUAAAUUUUUUAAUUAUUUUCAAAACCGAAAAAGAAAACGUAGAAAUAACGGGGAUUUUUACGAAAACAAUGAUUUUAUUAUUUUUAAUUUAAUUAUUUUACAAUAAUUUGGUAAAAUGUAAAAAAAAAUAUAAAAUUAAUAACGCCGAAGCGCCGGGUAAAUAUUUGCCGGUUUGCCUGUAAUUUUGUUUCCGGGUUUUCCCGAUUAUUUCGAAAACCCAUUGGAAAAUUGAAAAAUUACUUCACUCGUGCACCAACUAGAUUAAAUUUUUUCACAUCAUAGUAGAACCAAUAGAUACUUCGCUCCGCUCCGAAUCUAAGAGCAGAAUGUAAUGUGUAAUCAUUCGGUUUUUAUAAAUUGUUUAAGAAUUAAGAUCAAAUUUUUAAGAAAAUCGUAAAUAUUACGACCAUACAAAUCAUAUAUAAACGAACUUCGCUUAGAACCGUUUUUUCGCUGGUAAUGGUUUAUCGUUACUUAUAGAUAUUAACUAGACGACUCUAUGUAUCCCUACUUAAUAUUAUAAUAAUAUUUUAUUGGAAAAAUAUUAAAAAAAUAAUAAUAAUAAAUAAACUCAUUGUGUACUUUAACUAAUUUAACUAAAUAUAAAACCGAAGGAAUUUGUUAACAAAACAUAGAAAAAAUCAAAUAAUUCAAAUUAUGUUUUAAUUAUGGAAAUUGAACAGUGGUAAUGAGCGGAUUUCACUCCAACUAAUGGGUCUAAAUAAUAUUCGUCCAUAAAACGGCCGUUCGCCUACCUCUUAAAUGUGUACCGGGCAGUAGAUAAGUGGAAAAGUCUUGUCGUAUAAAGGUGGACAUUAAAACAUUAAUAUGUAUUUACAAAUUGUAUAGAAUCGGAGAACAUUUGGAAACCCGUUUCCAACCAUAUUAAUAAUGAUAAUAGGACGAGUCGAAAAAAAAAAAGGUGUCCAAUGUGAUAAUACUACAGAGCUGAUGAUGAUCGUGUUACGUAGCCGGACGAAAUACUUUCGCGGAUAAUAUAAAUGGCGGCAGCGGCGGCUUUGGGUCAUACGGCUUAAUAAAUGGGAGAUACGUUAUAGUUCCGCCAAAGAAUUUCGAUUAUUUCACCGCAUUUUCGCAGCCUCGCGAUCGAUCCGCACGAUGGCGGUGGCAGCGGCGGCGGUUAAUGGCGCACUAUGUGCGUGUAUACCUAUAGUUUCGGUAUGUUGAGUCGGGUCAAAAGCUAACGCGGUUCGAUCGAUAGCGUUCGCGCAACCGCUCUGACUCGGUUCUCUCCGAGCAGGUUAAAAUUCGUACUCGAAGAUCGGGAAGAGACGGUGGCGGUGCGGCGGAAACGGCGGCGGCGGCGGGGGCAGCAGACCGAUAGUGCGGGGGAGGAGUCGCAGAGUGGUGCAGACGAUGGGGAAAGAGAUUAUAGUGUGUACGCGGUACGGUGGCGGUCGGUGGCGGGGGCGGGGGACUUAACGGUAGGAAAAAAAAUACUCAACAAUGGCCUCGUUAUGUCUUGAACGUCAUGUACAUAGCAUAUAGUUGUAUAGAUGUGAUAGUAAUGAUAUUAUAUGUAUAUGUAAAAUGUCCACAACGUAUAAGUUUGUGGGCGCAUUUUUUCGAAAUUUUUUUUUUUAAAAAGCGGUAAAAUGUCCAUGACUUGUACGCGAGCGUAUGAUGUAGAAGUAGGUAUCUAUGAGAUAUUAAUUUGUUUUGUUUUAUUUUUUAUUUUUUUUGUAUUUACUGUAAACAUAUUAAAACCAAGAGCUCCGCCCGAAAAAAAAAUGUCAAUAUAGCACAAUUUGUUUGUCACCAUACGAAAAAACUUGUCACUACUUAUUUGUUUAAAUUUUUGAACUUUUUAUUGAUCUAAUACGACUUAAUGGACUAUUAUAGAUAUCGACAAUUUUAGAAAGCUAAUAUUAUAACUUAUGACCAAUCGAAAUAUUACUUUGAAAUAAUAUUUAUAACAAUACUUAUAAGACACGAACGGCGCUUAAUGCGGAAUUGCAUGUAAAGUCCGAUAAAAACUGCAAGUUUAAUUGUUGGAAGCCAACCGUGGCGGGGCAUAGGUCGCAUGACGUAUGUCCGAUGCACAUGAAAAAUUAUUGAAAAAUAAAUUAUAUUGUACUGCAUUUAUAAACAUGCACGAAUAAGAAAUAUGAACUUCACGUCAGGGUCGGUACUGCAACGUUUGGAUAUUGUAAAAAGAUAAAUAAAAGACUAUCAAAAACGAAAAUUAGUUUUUAAUGAUGCGUUUUUAAUUUUUGUAUAACGUUGUUAUUUUUUUCUUUUACGCAUUUAUUUUUACGGUUUAUCCAAACACAUCUCUACUGUUUAUUUUAUAAGACAGUAUUUUCAAAAUCCUUAUUCCAUUAACAGCCUAAUAUACAUUUAUAAUAUACAUACAAUUUAUCCCCAUAAAUAUUGUAUGCAAUUCUAAAAUAAUAUUAUUAUACAUUCCAAUAAGCGCAUGUCUCUUUUACGAUUCUAGACCUUGGGUCAAGAUAGACCAAACUGAUAUUUUGUGAAAAUUUAUUAUAUGGCUUAUUAUAAAAAACAAUUUGAUUUUUAUAUUCUUGUGCUAGAGAGCAUAAGUUCUUAACCGAUGAUCCAUGAAUCCCUUAGGAGUUUUUGGGUGACAUGACUCGGGUGUCCACGAGCUAUUUUUUUUUUAAAUAAUCUGAGAAUGAUUUCGUUUGAAAUUAAUUCAAAUUAUUCAUUGAAUCGAGAUCAUUAGUUGAAGUAGAAACUGUGAAUUUAUAAUGUAAGAAAUAUAAAGAAAUGGAAGCUGAACACGAUCUAUUUUACGGUACCCGGUGAAUUGAUGGCGAACAAUUGGUCGCCGGUUAAAAUGAUCGCCAAAAAAAAAAAAUAAAUAAAUAAAUAAUGUAGGUAUUGAUUUACAUAGACUUCUCUGGUUUACAUUACGCAAUUAUUAAACAAAAUAAUAAUAAUAAAUUUAAUAAAUUUAAUAAUUUAUUGAUGUUUAGCUUAUUUAUCCGUUAAAUUAUUUAAAAAAAACUUGAUAAACUAUUCGACUUUUACACAAGUUAUAUUAAUAAACAAUUUUAAUAAAGUAUUAGGAAAUCAAUAAAAUGUUUAACAACAAAUUAUUUAAUUUUAUUAGUUAUAAUAAAUUACUACUACGUUAUUGUAGUAUUAGUAUAUUAGUAUAAACCGGAGAAAAAUUUAUAUAAAGUAUUAUUUUUUUCGGCGAUCAAUUUAAUCGGUGACCAAUUUGCACCCGCGAUCAAUUGUUCGUGACCAGUUCACCGGCGAUCAAUUGUCCACGACCAAUUGUGCACGAUCAAUUGUUCACAAUCAAUUUACCGAGAUCCGUAUUUUACUCCACAAAAGUGCGUUGGCUUUCCAUAGGACAAAUUAUGAUAUGUUUUAUAAAAUUAAAGAAAAAGUUUCUUAGUUUUUUAAUUAGAAAACCAAAAUAUCACUCUCAAAAUACUUUUUUAAUGAGUUCAUUCAUUUCAUAUGUUUAACACGUAUUUAGUUAUUUGAACAAAGUAAAUGCAUUGAUUCAAGGACGAGAAGUGACAACUAUGGAAGUACCCGAAAAAAAUUAAUACAUUUAUAAACAAAAUUUCCCUGUGGAAGAGAAUAUUUUAAUCUGAAAAUUUAGCACACUUUCAAACACGACAUUUUAAAAAAAUAAUAUUGCUUUUUCCAUUUCCAUAUAAUAUUUUUAAACAUCUUGACGUACGUACAAAUUCGUUUGGUGAUAAUUUCGAUUCUACACGUAAUCAAAAGUGGAAAUAUGGUUACCUACAUAUAGCAAUCUUUUUCUUGGGGACAUAAAUAUUAUUAACGAUUCAAACAUCGUCAAAAACGAAUUAAUUGAUUUAAGAUCAAAAGAAAUAGCACAUCACGAUUUUCAAAUAAAAAAGAUAAUCGAAUUUCGGUAUAUAUUGACGAAAGAGUAUCCGUGAGUAGUAUACAGGGCAAUGACAUUUUUGAUUCCAUUUACCACUACACAUCUCUGCGAAACUGGAUUUUCUACAAUGAUCACUAUUAAAAUGAAAUCAAAAAAACCGAUUGAAUAAAAAAUGAUGUAUUCUUUCCUUUUUAAGAGAGGUCCGUGAUUAUACUUAAAACUCGAAAGCGGUCCAUGGCCCAGAAAAGGUUAAGAAUCUAUGUGCUAGAGAGACAGUUACAUCACUACAAUUACAAAAAAUAAAUAUACCAGUGUUGAUUACAAAAUUUUUUAUUGCCAUUUAAAAAAUGUUCUGUCUGACUAAAAUUUUUAAAGCCAUAUGGUUAUUCAAGAACUGAGUUCGGCUCUUCUUGACGCAAGGUCCGGUAUUAUGUUAGGUAUACACAUUUUAAUAAUAAUAACAAUGCUGAAAUGUAUACAGUAUAAAACUUGUAGGUACUGUUUUGCCUGUGUUUACAAUUAUAAUAUAUUUUAUAUUCAAUUAUAAAAACAAUGUUAUUGAUUUAGGAAUGGUACGCUGACAUGAAAGAAUUGUUCAAUGGAAUUUUGGACUUCAGUAUGUUUUUGGAACUUCAUUUCUUGUUACUGUCUCUGUCCACGGUACUGCUGUUCACAUGGUUCAUCGUACCGUAUUUCUAUUUGACCGACUUUGUCAUGAACCAAGGACUAAGCGAAACCGACGCAUCCACCAUUAUCAGUACAAUCGGAUUUACAAACACUGUCGGAAUGGUACGUAUAGUAUACUAGGUAACGGGGGCGGACUGGCCCACCGGAAGGCACGGAAAUUUCCCGGUGGCCCAGUGCUGGGCCAGCGGUGGCCGGUGGUCAUUGUUGCCGCCAAAAUUAAAUAAAAAAUAAUCGAUAUAAAAUUGUGUAUUAUUGUGGGCUUAAUUACAGCCUGUAUGUUGAAUCGUGUGUACAGACAUAAAUGAAAAUACAAAAUGAUAAAAUAAAAAUAGUUCUCGGCCUUUCGGUGGUUAGUUUUCGGAAUUCGGCGAGACGCAUGAAGACGCGAUACGCGAUCGUUAUCUUAUCCGUAUUCUGUGGGACUUGAUAAUAAUAUUUGUAAAUAUAAAUUUAUAUAUAAUGUCUUUCGUGUAUAUACGACAUUCGUAUAAUGUAUCGUUUGUACACUCUAUGAUAUUAAAUUAUCGACUGUGACUGUCCGACGUCCGUGACCGCACGUUUGGUCGAUUCGUGCUUAGUUGAUCGUUUAAACUUUAAAAGUCCUGUUGCGUAUUUUUAAGUAACUAAUUAUAAUGGAAAAUAUAAAAAGAAAACACAAAGGAAAUGCUGAAAAAUUAAGAGGAAAAAAAAGGAAAUUGCUUAGCGUUAAUGCAUCUAAAUGUAAAUCUUUAGAUUUUAUGUUUCAAAAUCAAUUUAAAAUAAAGGCGUUGACAAAAAUAUUGAAUCGAGUUCUAAUAACGUAACUGUGAGUACUCUAAAAUCUGAUAAAUCAAUUACGGUAUCUAAUUCUAAAAUUGAUAUAGUUUUCCCCGAAAAAAGUGAAAAUGUAUCGAUGUCAUCAACUUCCAGUAAAAAUAUCAAAAACAAUUUUCAAUCCGAAAUUCAAAACAGUCAAGAAAAAAAUUAUAAGAAUAAAUAUUGGUUUAAAAAAAACAAAUGAACUUAAAAUUUUAUUUUAAUUUCAUCUGAUUCGACCUAAAUUUGACGACCUAAACUGUAUAAAAUUAUAUAAACGAAAAGAUAGCAUUUUAAGAAACUGGUUGAGUUUUAAUAGUACGAAAAAUAAAUUUUUUUGGUCUGGUAUGUCUCGCCUCUCAUUCUGUAGAAGUCUAAAAGAUGAUAAAAAUGCUCUAUUUGCAAAACAUAGAUUAGAAAAAAAUUCUAAACACCUAUAUCAAAGAAUUAAAUAAAAACCAUUCUGAUUAUGCAGAAAGUUUUAUGUUGCAUAAAAACCGAGUAUUAAACAUUUAAUUCACGGACAAAUAACAUCACAAAGACAAAUAGAAUUAAGUAAUAGGCGAGACAUAAUGUCUCGUCUAUUAUUGAAACUAUAAAAUUAAUUGGAAAACGAGGUCUUUCUUACCGUGGAACGGGUUAUUCUGUAGCUUCUUGCAAUUUAUUUAACGAGACUAUUGAUCACGGUAAUUUUUUAGAACUUUUGAUUUUUUUCAAGUAAAUUUGAUCCAUUAUUAAAAAAUCAUUUGAAAGAAUCGUGUAAAAAAAAUGAAGAACAUAGAAGACCUCGGGUUUUGGUUAGUUAAUAAAAGAAGAGGUAAUUUGGAAACAUUUAUAUCUAAAUCAACGAUCAAUAAUAUUAUACAAAUUAUUUCAAAACUGAUUAAAAAUAAAAUUAGUUUGAAAAUAUUGGAAACGGAAAAAUUUGUUAUUUAAGUUAUAAAUAUGUAUAAAAGUGUUAUUUUUUUAUACAGGUACCUUUUUGAAUGUAGAUGUAUAUAAAUGUGGCCACUCUAGUUCUAAAUCCCGAUAACAUUUUUAGUCCCAGUCCGCCCCUGCUAGAUAAUAAUAAUAAUAGAAUUACAUUGCUAAACAUAUACAACGGUUAUUAGUACUCAAAAUUUUUAGUAAAAUUAAUCGUUAAAAAAGCGUUUUUAAUUAUUGCCAAACAAAACAAAAUAAAAAUGAGAUGAUACUGAUGGGUGUGCCAUUGUUGUAAGCAGGAAGUUGGGAAAGUAGGAUACAUAAAAGUUAUUUAGUUUAUAUCUGUAAGCGACGAUACAUACAAAAGUGUGGUGAGACCGACAAAGUUGCAUGGUUUACAGCGGGGGUCGGCAACCUUUUUAACCAUGCGGGCCAUAUUUAUUUCAACUUUUCGUCGAGGGCCACAUUAAUAAAAAAAACAAAUUUUACACAUAAUACAAUACUAAUAAUUUUAUCACUAUUAAAUUUUGUUAUUGUAUAUGGAAAUAUGAAUAUAAAAAAUAUAAAUUUCUGCGUAGAAAAAAAAUGCUUUUAGAAAAAAAAAAAUGUAAAAUUAUAUAUUAAUGUAAUUUCUGUACCUGCAAUUUACUAGUUAAUUUUUCGAUGUCAGCUUGUAAACUUGUCAUUGAGACUCGUAAUACAGCGUGCGUAUAUUCAUCACUAAGGCAUGAAGGUGUUUAUUUUUUCUAUACUUCACAGUAGAAUAUGUCUUGAUUUUGCUUGAUUUUUUUUCCAGUUUUGCCCAAUUAUUAACAAAAAUAUACAGAUAAUAAAAAAAACGAAUUUCUUACUCACUGCAAAUAUCUAAAAUGCUUAAAAAAACAAAAGUUGUUGUUUUUUGAUUGGAAUAAGAUUCUAAUAAAACAGAAAUUCGUAAAAGUUUAAAGUAAUGAAAUCAUAACGCCGUAAAUUUGUUAAAAUGCAACAAAAAAUGUCUCUUAGCCUUGAAAUCUAAAAUCAAUACAUAUUCACUCUGUUCAGAAUCUAAAACAUUUUUUUCAUUUAAACUUAAAAUAUACACUGACAAAAAAAAAGAAUUAUAAUAUUUAGAUUAAAAAACAAAUUUACAACUAGGUUUAUAUUUAGUUUAGGUGCUAGAUUUAUACAUGUUUACAUUAUGGCCUUUCUACGUUAACUGAUUAAGUUAUUGAUACAUAUUUUCUAUAAACAAUACCAAUUGAAUUAUACUGGAUUAUAUCAAUUAUUGAUUUAAUGCCAUUAUGAAUCUUACCGAUUUUUUUUAGAGCUCUCCACAUCCAUUUUUUUUUUUUUUUUUUAUGAAACACUAUAUUUGUACUUUUUUAAAAUCAAUUAAUAUGUUACCUCACCAUUACAUUCUUCUAGCUAAUGUGUAUAGUCAUUCUCAAUCUAUAAUAUUCAGUGUCAACCUGGCCACGGUCUCUAAGCCGCGAACGUGUCAGGGGCCUCCAAUCGUGUUUGUGUCCGGGGCCCCUUAAAGCCCGAGAUUUAUAAAAUAUUGUCUUUUAACUACUGUUUUUUGUGCAGAGAUUAAAUGUGCAAUAUACAUUUAUAAUAGUACUGCAGUUUAGACUAUAGUUGACUAUUACAGACUAGUAAAAUAAUAAAAUAUAAUAAUUUAAUAUUAUUAAUUAUUAUUAUAUGAGUGAUUAUAUUUAUACACCAAUUACUGAAAACUGAAAUGACGCUAAAAAAUCCCUUUUUGUAUGUAUAAAAUAUUUAUAUAAAUAUGUAUCCGCGAAAUUCAUUGUUAUAUUUUUAGAAAUAUUAUCGACCAAAAUAACCGACUUCCUACCAAAUAUUGCAUUGAUUUCCAUGACCUUUGAAUUUUUCAUCCAUGGGGUUUCUAAAAAAAAAAUGUUCUAGGGGUCUCAAUGUGCUGGGCCGACACUGAUUAUAUUAUUCUCUCCCCUGCACAUUAAUCUCAGCAAAUUUGCUUUGUUUUAAAUCGUUUUAAUAGAUAAAACAAACCUAUACAUUAUUAUUAAGUUUAUUUUUAAGACUCGAUCCGUUUCAGAUAUUGCUCGGCUGGGCCGGAGAUUACCCUUGGAUGAAUGUGACCAAAGUAUACGCAUUUUGUCUAGUGGGAUGCGGUGUUUGUUGUCUUAUCAUGCCACUUUUCAUCGACAACUGGUGGGCAUUGGUCAUCAUCGGUGCCAUAUUCGGAUUGUUCUUUGCGUCUAAUUUUUCUUUUACACCGGCUAUUUUGGUAGAACUCAUACCGUUGGAACGGUUCACUACGGCCUACGGUUUGAUAUUGCUUUGCCAAGGUAUUGGAAAUCUUCUGGGACCACCAUUGGCAGGUAAUGUAUAAUACAUCGCAUAGUCGAUAGAAUAAUAAUAUUAAUCACCACAUAUGAUAUCUGCAAACAAACACGCGCAUAUACCAUAUGGAUAAAGAGCGGGAGAGAAAGAGAAAGACGCGAUAGUGGAGAGAUAGUGUACCUUAGUAUAAUUUAUAAGAUAUAAAAACUAAAUAACAAUUAAAUUAAAAUAAAUUUAAUUAUUGAUGAAAAUUUGGUUUUGAAUACAAUUAUAAAUUAUUCCUUGUAAUUAAAAUGUUAUAAGAUUGAAUACGUUAAAUCGUUCAAUAGAUUUUUUUGGGAGUUUUACCUUUCGAAAAUGUUUAUUGUAAACUUCAUAAUGUUUGCUGUAUGCCAUUCACCAUUUUUUGCAUGAGGAUAUACCUAUUCCACUGUUGUAAGAUUCAAAAUGGCACACGUACUUACCAGUGUUAGCAUUUAAUUCGAAAAAAAUAUAUACACCAAUACAUUUUUGUUCUAAGCAUUUUAAAUUUUAAUAUAAAUAAAAUGGUCAAAUGAAAAACUUACACAAAACAAGUUUCAUCAAGAAUUUACAGUAAAAAAAUAAAAAUUCAAAACAACAAUAGAUCAGUUAUCACUUAUUAUGUAAUAAAAACACACAUUGUCCCUGUUUAUGACAAACUGAAUUCUCCUUGAAAUAUACAUACGGAUUCCAAUGCCGCUCGAAAAUGUUAUAAGGGUUACUUAUACGGAUUAUGGGUGAAAACCGAAAUUUAAUUUCUGUUUUGGGUGUAUUGGGUUAUAUGUCAUCAAAUUCAAUCGGGUGAUAUGAGAUUACGGUUUUUAUCAUACAAUCUGUUUUUUUUUUUUAGAGUUUCGGCUAUACGGGCUAAACGGGUUCAAAGUCUUGGAUAAAAUAAAAUUAGACUAUAUUCCAUAUAGGUACUAAUAAAAUAUUUAUUUCAACAUAAUUUGAGUUUAAUUUUUAUAAAAUAUAACCAAAAUGCAUUGUGAGUACUCCAUUAAAAUAUAAUUUUGACUACACGCCGAUAUUUGUCAAGCAACUAUUAAAAUUCACAUUCACAUUUUCAAAAAUAAUGUAUUUAUUAUUUUUGUUGUGUAUUUAAAUUAUUUAUGUGUUGAUAUGAAAUCCUGGUAAUAAUAAUUUUUGUUUUCUUUUGUUUUCAGGUUGGGUAUCUGAUAUAACCGGUGCAUGGGACUUAUCUUUUUACUUGGCUGGUUUUUGGAUCAUUCUAUCAGGCGUGUUCAUUGGACUCAUUCCAUAUACGAAAAAUCGAUUAUUGUGGGGAAAUGGUCAGUUGGAAAACGAAAGGGACAGCGUUAGAUCAUGA